ACUCCCGAAUCCAGUUUGCUAACCGCCACGCUUGCAGUGCCGUCCAUAUCAACAGCAUGACUGUCCAUGACGAGCCCGUCCUUCCCCACGGCGGAGUGAAGAACAGCGGAUGGGGCCGGUUCAACUCAUCCCAAGGACUGGAGGAAUUCCUUGUCACCAAGAGCGUGACUUGGAUGGACUAGACCCGACGUAAAAGCAAGCAAGCAAGAUCCAAACGAUCUGAUGUACUGUAUAUAGAAACCUUUUUUUUAGCGCGGUGUGCAUGAUAUCCCGACCGCCGGGAGCGAUGAACCUGACAUACUUCCCCCCCGUGGACGCAUCAACAUGCCCCCUCCCAACGUAUCCCUCCCUCGCGAGAGGUAGAUAUUACCCCGAGAAUCACCCAUAUAUGACAUGCCAGCUCGCACAAACAGCAGGGAAUCACGAACCGACCAGCAGCAAUUACCCCGAAUCCCCGACGUCUCGUCCCCCUACGGUCGGGCUAUCUCGCUCCGAGGGUGAAGCCCCAUCGAAGAAGGUAAAUUACAGAAACAAGCUUCGCAAACCAUGCAACAAUACAGCAGACAGAAUUCCAUACCAAGCCAAGCCUUCAAGAUCCCUUCUCUCUAUCCCAUCGUUCUGUUGAUAACCUUAAACCCACCGCAUGCAGAUAGGGGUUGAGUUAUGAGCAUGAC
Molecule: messenger RNA, 674 nt
Organism: Aspergillus fijiensis CBS 313.89
Lineage: Eukaryota; Fungi; Ascomycota; Eurotiomycetes; Eurotiales; Aspergillaceae
Exons: 1
Coding region: 263-625 (120 amino acids)
Source: RefSeq, a predicted model, not a curated record